CAUAAAUCGAAGCGCUGCUGCGGCACGUGAUCCGUCGAUGUCACGUGACCAGCUCAAAGGUGGAGACGCUUCUUCCUGAUCGAAAGGUUGAGUUUGGAAUUUUUUUGGAAGGGGGGUAUGCCGUACGUAAGGCAGGAGGAGCAGUAUUAAUAAUAGCAGCAGCAGCUGCAUAUAUAGAGAGAGAGAGAGAGAGAGAGAGAGAGUAGCUGCAGUUUUGUGUGCAUUUACUUCAGGAUAAAGCUCCCUUGGAGCUAGUGGCGCUUACUUCCGAGUAGGCAUCCGUUGGGUCAGGCUGUGAGAGAAAAAAGGGAGGGAAGGGGAGAGGAGAGGAGGAUGGGGAGGUGUUGCGGCUGGUUCUGCAAGGGGGUCGCACCUUUGCUUGAGCUGGGGUGGCAACGCAUCCAGUUUAAAGACUCCUGCAUUUUAUGGGGCUGGACUAGAUGACCCUUGGGUUCCUUUCCAACUGCACAGUUCUCUGAUUCUAUGAAGUGGGGUGUAUGUAUGUGUGUGUGUGUUGACGUUUCCUAUCUGCAUUUAGCACCUGGAGUACACACUGAGCAGCCACACAGGUAGCCUGGCCACAGUCUUUCUCGCUAUUAUUAUUAUUAUUACUAUUAUUAUUAAUAAUAUUAUUUCAUCAGUUGCUUUAUCAUGCCCAAGGCAACCCAGAUCAACUUAAAACUAUUUAAGUGAGACAUUUGGUAUCUCACCGCUGCGGUGAGAUGCAUUUCCAUUUAAGUUACAGUAGGCUUUUAUAAGCAAACAGUUUAAUAGAUAUAAAUUAGCAAAUGCUACACAAAUCUUGUUUGUGGUGGUGUGUUAAAAGUAACAACCCUGGGGUAACCCGUGUGAGAGGAUUGGGUAAUGGUAUGCUAUCGGGCUGCUGGCAUUGUGAGUGUGGAGGAAGUUUCUGGGCGAACUUCCAGGAGCCAUAUUUCCAUGGUGGGCAGAGUGAAAGUGAGAGGCAUAAACAGAGUUUGAGGACACCUUCCAGCUGGACAAAAGGAAGAUGCGAAGCUGUGGUGUGAGAGGCUUGCCUCCCAGGUCUGAGGUUUCUCACCUCUGUCUCCAACAGUGAUUAGACAGCUGUCCCUGAGAAGAUGACAAAGAGGGGAUGAUGGAGGGAGCCACCCAUCUUAUGUUAUCUCAUCUGUCAGUACAUAGAUGGAACUGGUCUCUGGACAUGGAGGAUUUGUGAAGCAGUUCCCUCAUUUUUUGUAUAGCCCCCCCUCAUCAACCUCCCACAUCAACAGCACUGUCUGUACAUCCUAUUCUUAAUUACUGCUCCAUAAUAGGAUAUAAUCAAUUGGGGUUAUCCUGGUAGGUUUAUCUCCGUCACAAAUUCUCAAAAUUGAAGUUGCUUUUGUUUCUUUAGGUAAUGCAAAAAUGACUACCCGGAGGUACAAAACUGUUGUUCAGGGAGAAGCCUCAGAGACUGAUUCAGAGGAAGAGGUUUAUCUGUCCUCCGUACCCCAGGCUUCAUGUCCUAACCUUUCCGGCGUAAAAAUUGCUGGGGAGGCCUCUGAAACAGAUGAGGAGGAAGAUGCAAGCCCCUGUAGUCCGAAAGCAGAGCCUAAAUUGAUCGGCACAGACUUGCCUCCGCUGAUUGUUUUCAGGAAUGAGGAUCUGGGGUCCCCCACAGCGGUUGAAGAGAAGCCUGCCCUUCGUAUCAGACAUCGCGGCCGCUACAGCACUUUGCUACAGCAGAAGCUGAUCGAGAGUAAUGCCCGCUUGUACUACGAUGUCAGCAGCACCGUCAAGCAAGUGUACCAGACUGCUAUCAAGGAGAUUGGGGCCAUAACUGGACAGCUCAGUAACUCCCAAAACGGCAUCAUUAGCGCAUCACACAACAUCCGGCUUGUCCUGGAGGACUUGCGUGCUGUUGCAGAAAAGAUAGACAUCAUCACCAGCUGCAACCUGCUGCCUGAUAUCCAGAUAGAGCUACCUCCAGUAAACACCUAGCUGGUUCUAGAACAAUAGCUAGCCAAUUAACUGCUUUUUGCAGGCAGUUAAAGGUGUUGAGAGAGAGAGACUGCUGCAACCCUGGCCAUAAGGUGCAAUAAGAAACUGGAAUAGAAGCUUUUGACUCAAAACUUUUGAUGCCUAGUGUUUCAAUCACACUUGUAUAUCCUGUAAUAAUCUUGCCUAAAUAGUCCAGCACGGUAGAGUCAAAGAAAAUUAAACUGCUCUUGAUAAAUCUUUUGUUGCGCUUCAAGGUAUAUUGAAUUUUUAAAGCUAAUGCUUACCAUAUUUAUAUUCACACCAGCAUCUUAAAAGCUUCCAUUUCAUGUAAAGAAAAAACCUAGUCUGUCUGUCCACACAUACCUCUGUUCAUCUGUGACAUGUGAAUAAUCUGAGAAAGAGCGGGAAAGCCUGCCCACUUACAGACAUAUUUAAUGUAGGUGAUUAAGCAAGUGACUAGUACAGGG
Podarcis lilfordi (Lilford's wall lizard) is the source of this 2429-nucleotide messenger RNA. The record is from the annotation of a GenBank genome assembly. Lineage: Eukaryota; Metazoa; Chordata; Lepidosauria; Squamata; Lacertidae.